AUCUGGCGGUAAUGUCAAGUCCGAUUGCGGAAAUACACAAACAAACGUGCUUGCAGAAGCCACUGAAAGAAGGACCUGAUGUCAAAUAAUGUUCAGCCGUUUCCUGGCUCUAUUUAACGGCGGAAUGAGGGCAUACAAAGUACAAGAUGUUGGGAGAGAAGUCAGAAUAGGCGUGGCAGCCAAAAACUUUGAAGACUUGAAGAAAAAAGGCUGCGAAAAACUCGAGCUGAAUCCAGACGAUGUAACGGUAGUUAUAGAGGAUGAUGGCACUGUCGUCGACAGCGAGAGUUUCUUCAAGAAGUUACCUGCGCAAACUGUCUUUGUAUUUCUUAAGAAGGGACAGGUUUGGAAUGGAGCUGGAGCAGUGAUACACGAAGCUCUCACCAAACUGUUGAGUGCGACGCGAAGAAAUGAGCUAGCCAAUCAAAUCCGUGACCUGAUGGAGGACGACAAAGCGCCGGAGAAAGUACACAUAAUGUCCCAGUACUUGGACAUGCUGGACACAGACGUGGAAUCGGAACACAGACACGAGAACGAAGACUGGUUCGAAGGUUUAAACAAGAAAUACAAGACCAAGAGCGAGGUGAUGAGGAAUUCAGCGCAGACCAGGAUACGGAGCUACUACAACAGUGCCAAGGAACAGAUUGAAAAAGAUGCAGAUGCUAAGAAUAAGCCAAUGCUUCUGGAACUGUUGGAGGAACUGUACGAAGAACUCAAGUCUCAAGACUUCCAUGGAACAUACUUUGACCGGAGGGCCAAACCAAGGGAGAGAAUCUGUGACAACAAGGGCUGGUUCCUGUGUCAAGGAGCGUUUGAUGAGAAAUCCUGUGAGAAACACCACACUAUCAACCCGUAUGCUUCCAGAGGCUACAGACAGCUGUUUGGUCUGUGGAAUCUCGACCAUAUAAUCGAGAAAUCCAGAGAGGUGAUACCAGGGCUGAUCGAGGCAGCACGACAAAAACCCAAGAAUGCUCAUCUCAACUGGGAGCAGGUGUAUAAACUCUUGUUCACCAGGGACAAUCUCAAGUUUGUACAGGUCGGCUGCCACAAGAAGGCAGCUCGAGAAUCAGGCAGUUGUCCAUGGCAAUCUUUUGUUGUCAAGUGAUACAUCACAAUGUUGUUAUUGUUUUACAGUGCUAUCUUCCCACAGCAAGGGAGAUAACUGACGAUAUAUAAGUCCUAUUUCCCCCUUGCCAAACUAGGUUGGAAUUAUCAGCCCCGCCUGGAAUCCACAGCGAAUUUUUAAGAAAUCCGCAGCAAAUUUAAGUAAAUUCUGCAUUCCAUUUUUCAAAAUUCUGCAGUUUAAAAAAACCCACAAA
Haliotis rubra (blacklip abalone) is the source of this 1319-nucleotide messenger RNA. RefSeq names its product DNA fragmentation factor subunit beta-like. Gene Ontology annotation, cellular component: cytoplasm; nucleus. The transcript is spliced from 6 exons. The record is from RefSeq and is a predicted model, not a curated record. NCBI's taxonomy places the organism in Eukaryota, Metazoa, Mollusca, Gastropoda, Lepetellida, Haliotidae. Bases 89 to 1105 code for a protein of 338 amino acids. Gene Ontology annotation, molecular function: DNA endonuclease activity. Gene Ontology annotation, biological process: apoptotic process; apoptotic DNA fragmentation.